CCCCGACGCCAGGGCCAAUCGCCUGGGCUUCACCUUGGUCUGGACCCUGAGGCGGACUCCCCCACAGAUGAUGCUCCAGCUGUAGCGCUCACCAAAGUUGAACUGUCCGACAGAAAAAGGAGCGUCGUGGUUCUGGUCCCUUUCAGCCAGACGACGGCCAUCCUUCACCUGAGCAUGUCAGCCCUCUGCUUGUGAUUUUCCUGGAGGAGAGUGGAAAUCGGAUUGCCUGCUUUGCACCUUAAGCGACACCUUUUGGAGCCCUGUUUGCUGCGCUGCUUGGCGUUGACCCUGUCCUAGCCGCGGUUGGUCCUGCCUGCAUCUUAUGUUUCUUUAUCUGUAAAUCAUUUCGACAGUCCGUGUUGUAAAUGUGUGGCAUUUUGCUGCUUUACUGCUUCUUUCUGGGAAAAAGUCCAGCACUGGCUGAUACCGGCGGAGAGAAGCGACUGAGCCCUGAGAAGAGUGAAAUAUGGGGACCUGGGCUGAAAGCGGAUGUCGUGCUUCCAGCCCGCUAUUUCUACAUCCAGGCAGUGGAUGCAUCAGGCAAUACAUUCACAUCUUCCCCAGGUGAAGAGGUGUUCCAGGUUAAAAUCUCAGCACCCGAUGAGCAAUUCACUAGAGUUGGAGUCCAGGUUUUAGACCGAAAGGAUGGAUCCUUCAUAGUAAGAUACAGAAUGUAUGCAAGCUACAAAAAUCUGAAGAUAGAAGUUAAAUUUCAAGGUCAACAUGUAGCCAAAUCUCCAUAUAUUCUAAAAGGACCAGUUUACCAUGAGAAUUGUGACUGCCCGUUGGAAGACAGUGCAGCCUGGCUACAGGAGAUGAACUGCCCAGAAACCAUCACUCAGAUUCAGAGAGAUCUGGCACAUUUUCCAACCGUUGACCCAGAUAAGAUUGCAGCAGAAAUCCCAAAAAGAUUUGGACAGAGACAAAGCUUGUGUCACUACACCUUGAAGGAUAACAAGGUUUACAUCAAGACUCAUGGUGAGCACGUGGGUUUUCGAAUUUUCAUGGAUGCCAUCCUGCUUUCUUUGACUAGAAAGGUGAAGAUGCCAGAUGUAGAAUUUUUUGUUAAUUUGGGAGACUGGCCUUUGGAAAAAAAGAAAUCCAACUCAAACAUCCAUCCAAUCUUUUCCUGGUGUGGAUCCACAGAUUCCAAAGAUAUUGUGAUGCCGACCUACGACUUGACUGAUUCUGUUCUAGAAACCAUGGGCCGAGUAAGCCUGGAUAUGAUGUCUGUGCAAGCUAACACGGGUCCUCCUUGGGAAAACAAAAACUCCACAGCUGUCUGGAGAGGGAGAGACAGCCGCAAAGAGAGACUGGAGCUGGUUAAGCUCAGUAGAGAACACCCAGAACUCAUAGAUGCUGCUUUCACCAACUUUUUCUUCUUUAAACACGAUGAGAGCCUGUACGGCCCCAUUGUGAAACACAUUUCAUUUUUUGAUUUCUUCAAGCAUAAGUAUCAAAUAAAUAUUGAUGGCACUGUAGCAGCCUAUCGCCUGCCAUAUCUACUGGUCGGUGACAGUGUUGUUCUGAAGCAAGACUCCAUCUACUAUGAACAUUUUUACAAUGAGCUACAGCCCUGGAAACACUAUAUUCCAAUUAAAAACAACCUAAGUGAUCUCCUAGAAAAACUUAAAUGGGCAAAAGAUCAUGAUGAAGAGGCAAAGAAUAUAGCAAAAACUGGACAAGAAUUUGCAAGAAAUAAUCUCAUGGGUGAUGACAUAUUUUGUUAUUAUUUCAAACUUUUCCAGGAGUAUGCUAAUUUACAAGUGAGUGAGCCCAAAAUCCGAGAGGGCAUGGAAAGGGUAGAACCCCAGACUGAAGAUGACCUCUUUCCCUGUACGUGCCAUCGAAAAAAGACCAAAGACGAACUCUAAUACGGAAAAUGCUUUCUAUUCAAACAAUGGUGCUCUGAAGACUUCUUAUGAGAAAAAAGAAUGUUUUUAAAAUAUUCAACAAAUAUGAAAUAUGUUUGUUCAGAUUUUAAAGUGAUGUAUCUUAUGCAGUAUUCCUAUGACUAUUCUUAAAGCAAACAUUUAGAAUUUUAUAAUAAAACCAUCUUUAUGUUAAAGGA
Molecule: messenger RNA, 2071 nt
Organism: Echinops telfairi (small Madagascar hedgehog)
Lineage: Eukaryota; Metazoa; Chordata; Mammalia; Afrosoricida; Tenrecidae
Gene: POGLUT2
Product: protein O-glucosyltransferase 2
Exons: 10
Coding region: 366-1874 (502 amino acids)
Cellular component (GO): endomembrane system
Molecular function (GO): protein binding; glucosyltransferase activity
Source: RefSeq, a predicted model, not a curated record